GGUGGGGGGGUCGGGGUCACCCCAAAGCUCGGUGUCCCCCCCCAGGCAUCACCAACCCCAAGCUGCCCAAGGAUGGCGCCAAGCACUUCACCUUCGACCACUCCUACUGGUCCCACACCUCGGAGGAGGACCCCAACUUCGCCUCGCAGCGCCGCGUGUACCAGGACAUCGGCGAGGAGAUGCUGCAGCACGCCUUCGAGGGCUACAACGUCUGCAUCCUGGCCUACGGCCAGACCGGCGCCGGCAAGUCCUACACCAUGAUGGGGCGGCAGGAGCCGGGGCAGCGCGGCAUCAUCCCGCAGCUCUGCGAGGAUCUGUUCGCCCGCAUCGCCCGGGAGGGGUCAGCCGAGCUUUCCUUCUCUGUGGAGGUGAGCUACCUGGAGAUCUACUGCGAGCGGGUGCGGGACCUGCUGAACCCCAAGAGCCGGGGGGGGCUGCGGGUGCGGGAGCACCCCCUGCUCGGGCCCUACGUGCAGGACCUGUCGCGCCUGGCCGUCGCCUCCUUCGCCGACAUCGCCGACCUCGUGGACAGCGGCAACAAGGCCAGGACGGUGGCGGCCACCAACAUGAACGAGACGAGCAGCCGCUCGCACGCCGUCUUCACCAUCGUGUUCAGCCAGCGCCGGCAGGACCCGCUCAGCGACCUCAGCUCCGAGAAGGUCGGGGGGGGGUCCCGAGGCUCGCCCUAAAUGCGUCCCACCCGC
Molecule: messenger RNA, 704 nt
Organism: Pyrgilauda ruficollis (rufous-necked snowfinch)
Lineage: Eukaryota; Metazoa; Chordata; Aves; Passeriformes; Passeridae
Product: kinesin-like protein KIF1C
Exons: 5
Coding region: 180-689 (169 amino acids)
Biological process (GO): cytoskeleton-dependent intracellular transport; vesicle-mediated transport; microtubule-based movement
Cellular component (GO): kinesin complex; axon; microtubule
Molecular function (GO): plus-end-directed microtubule motor activity; microtubule binding; ATP hydrolysis activity
Source: RefSeq, a predicted model, not a curated record